Molecule: messenger RNA, 1317 nt
Organism: Carya illinoinensis
Lineage: Eukaryota; Viridiplantae; Streptophyta; Magnoliopsida; Fagales; Juglandaceae
Product: serine/arginine-rich splicing factor RS2Z32-like
Exons: 7
Coding region: 166-1101 (311 amino acids)
Biological process (GO): mRNA splicing, via spliceosome
Cellular component (GO): nuclear speck
Molecular function (GO): mRNA binding; zinc ion binding
Source: RefSeq, a predicted model, not a curated record
UGAGUUUCCCAUGACAUAUGGACCGUUAGAUAAUAGAAACGUAUCCUGGCCGUAGGAACCUGUUGUUCGUUGUAUAAAUAACAGAGAUCGGGACCAACCUUCCCAGAGUCGUAAGAGCUAGGGUUAACAAAUUUUGAUUACCGUCAUCUUUUAAGUAGCUUGAAAAUGCCUCGUUAUGAUGAUCGAUAUGGAAGUAAGACCCGUCUGUAUGUUGGUCGCUUGUCUUCGCGGACACGUUCUCGUGAUCUGGAACGUUUAUUCAGCAGAUAUGGGAGAGUACGAGAUGUGGAUAUGAAGCGCGACUUUGCCUUUGUUGAAUUUAGUGAUCCCCGAGAUGCUGAUGAUGCUCAAUAUAGCCUCAAUGACCGGGACUUCGAUGGAAGCCGUAUUAUUGUGGAAUUUGCAAAGGGGGCACCACGUGGUUCCCGAGCUUCUUUUGGCAGAGAUCCUCCUCCUGGAUCUGGACGCUGCUUUAAUUGCGGCAUUGAUGGUCAUUGGGCUCGUGAUUGCAAAGCUGGAGACUGGAAGAACAAAUGUUACCGCUGUGGAGAGAGAGGUCAUAUAGAAAAAAACUGCAAGAACAGUCCCAAGAAGUUAAGACGUGAAAGAACUGACUCAUUAUCACCAGACAGAUCCCUUUCUCCUCGUCGUGCCAGAAGCCGUAGCCGAAGUUAUAGUCGAGGCCGUAGCUACAGCCGGUCAAUAUCCCCAGCAAGGAGAGAGAGAAGAGUUGAGCGUGAAGAGAGGAGAUCACAGAGCCCUCGCUACAGAAGCCCAGGGCCAAGGAGAAGUCCAGCUCCUUCCAAGGGAAGGAAGCGCAGCCUAACACCUGAUGAAGCCAGCCCCCAGGAGAGAGGCACCCCUUCUCCCAAAAAUAGUAGAUUGGCUGCAGAGCAAAAUGGUUCCGAUUACAGUGGCAGCCCAAGGAGAAAUAGCAGAAGCCCUGUCAGCCCUGAAAGAGAGAGCCCUGUUGGCAGGAGCUAUCGAAGUCCUUCUGAAGCUAAUGGCCAUGGUCGAAGUGUCAGCCCUAGAGAUGAUAGGAGCCCUAUUGAUGAAGAUGAUGACAACAACCGGUCUCCAAGGGGUAGUGAGUCCCCCUAAAAAGCUUGGAGGAAUUUAUCAGUCUGUUUGCAUAUAUAUGGACAUGUUUAUUGACAUGUGGAUGGAACAUAAAAAAGGGUAACUGGGAUGGAUUAGCACUUUUCAUUUAUGAUACUGAGAAUUGAGUUCUGUAAUAUUCCAAGAAUUCUCUUUUACCUUUUCCCUUCGAGGGGGGUGGAGUAAUUACUGGAAAUGCCAGGCGACUUUGCUGGUGAA